Messenger RNA from Herpailurus yagouaroundi (jaguarundi), 3320 nucleotides. RefSeq names its product kinesin-like protein KIF28P. Bases 21 to 3227 code for a protein of 1068 amino acids. The record is from RefSeq and is a predicted model, not a curated record. The transcript is spliced from 24 exons. Gene Ontology annotation, molecular function: ATP binding; microtubule motor activity; microtubule binding. Gene Ontology annotation, biological process: microtubule-based movement. Lineage: Eukaryota; Metazoa; Chordata; Mammalia; Carnivora; Felidae.
UUUUCUACCAAAUAAAUAACAUGAGUGACGGGAAAAUGGUGAAGAUGCCUAUGCCACGUAUGGACAGUGUGACAGUCGCGGUGCGCGUGCGGCCUUUCAGUCAGAGAGAGAAGAAUUCUGGGAGCAAAUGUGUGAUUUCCAUGCAUUCCAGAACCACCACAACCAUACAAGACCCUAAGAAUCCAGAACAUAGGAAGACGUUUACUUUUGACCUGGCCUAUUGGUCUCACGAUGGAUUUCAAAAGGAUAAAGAUGGUGUGUUUAUUUCAACUGAUCCUAGCAGUAAAUUUGCAAGCCAGAAAGAUGUUUUCCAUGAUCUUGGCAGGGGAAUUCUGGACAGUGCUUGGCAAGGCUAUAAUGCCACCCUCCUAGCCUAUGGCCAAACUGGCUCUGGAAAAAGCUAUUCCAUGGUUGGGCUUGGAGCAAACAAGGGUAUCAUUCCAAAUGUAUGUGAAGAGCUCUUUCAAGCAAUUGAGGAGCCGGAGAGAAAUCAGGAAUACCAGGUUACAUUCAGUAUGCUGGAAAUUUACAAUGAGCAGAUACGAGACCUGCUGUCUAGAACCAAGCAACCCGGAGGACUAAAAGUAAGGGAGGAUCAACACCUGGGCUUUUAUGUGGACGGCCUGAAGUCAGUGCCCUGUGAGAACUACGCGCAGAUUGAAAGGCUGAUGGAGCGAGGGACAAAAAUAAGGACCACGGCCUCGACCAACAUGAACGCCAGCAGCAGCCGGUCUCAUAUGGUUAUCACCAUUCAGUUCAGGCAGGUUUUCCUGGACAGAGACCUCACCAAGCAAUCCACGAUUAAUUUGGUGGAUUUAGCAGGAAGUGAAAGGCAGAAAUCUUCAGGAUCUGAAGGAGACAGACUGAGGGAAGGAUCACAAGUUAACUUAAGUUUAACCAAUUUAGGAAAUGUUAUCAGUGCUCUGGCUGAUGCAGCCACGGGGAAGAAAGUCUUGCACAUUCCCUACAGAGAUUCUGUCCUGACCAAACUUCUCCAGCCAGCUCUGGGCGGGAACAGCAGAACCACUUUGAUAGCGGCCAUAAGUCCCGCUGACAUCUGCUAUGAGGAAACUUUAUCCACGUUAAGAUACGCCGAAAGGGCUAAAAAGAUCCGGAACAGAGCCGUGGUCAACACCUCGACGCUGAUGAGAGAGUCAAAGGCAGAGAACGACAGAGCGCUGCUCGCACGCGGGAAUUCCGGAAUGGCAGAGCAGCCGGCCCGCCCACUGGCAGAAGCCGGGCCCUGGGCGUGCCAGCUGGAGCAGGCUCGGGAAGAGUGGCAACAGCACCACGUGGCCGUGGCCAAGGAGCAGCGGAUAAUGAAGACCCUCCCUCACCUUCUCAACGUCAACGAGGACCCGCAGCUCACAGGGGUCCUCAAGUAUUUCAUUCAGGCUGGCUCAUGUGAUGCCGGUCGGGCCGCUUCAAACGCCAUCCACCUUCAAGGUUUGGGAAUUUCAGAUAAACACGCGUCCUUCACAAAUUCGGAUGGGAAGGUGACGGUCAUGCCACACAGCAAAUGCAAAGUUGUCGUUAACGGGGUGCCCAUCGUGACCAAGACAAAGCUGCAGCAUUUGGACCGCAUUAUCCUGGGAUCCAACAGCGCCUACCUCUACAUUGGGUUUCCAUCAGAGCGAGGCAGUGAAGACCUGACCAGGUUCGACUAUGACUUCUUCCAGCUGGAGAGAGCAGCUGCGGAGGGAGUGAGUGUGGACAAGCUGGGGGCUGCGAGCCACGGCGAUGGGAAAGCAGACCCCGGCAUGCUGGUGGUGUUCCAGGACUACGUCAGACUGAUGCCCCUGGUGGCAGAAGCCAAUCAAAUGGGCGAAGAGCUGAAGAAGGGACUCAGAAUGGAACUGAAGGUGAAGAAUUUAGCGGCUUCAGACUCCAGGGGCCACGAGCUACAGAAGGAGGUCAUGGUGAAGGUAACCAACCAAAGGACCCGCGAGGUGUGGAUCUGGUCAAAAGCCAAGUUUAUCAACAGGAAAUUUCUCAUGGAGGAACUUUACCAGCGCUUUCUGGAUGGAGAAGACAGCCACGUGGCUCAGGAAGAUGACCCCUUCUGGGACCCUGUCGAGGUUGUCCACUUGGGCUCAGCCCACAUCUGGCUCCAGUCGCUGGCCUACUCCAUGAAGCUGGAGGAGCAGGUGGAGUUCAUGAACUGCGAGGGGGAGGAAGAGGCCGUGGUGCACGUCUGCGUGACUCCCUGCUCCCCGGCGGGACGAGCGUGCGGUGAGGAGGACGUGGUUAUCGACCCUUCGGAGCUGCUGGGCAAGAGGAUGGACUUCCAGGUUGGCCUCGUGCGGUGCCUUGGGGUCAAGUGGCUGAAGGAGGACGCAGAGCGAGGCAUUCAGAUGGGGUACAGAAUUUAUGACCUUUCAAGCACUUUCUAUACCAAGCCUGUAUGGAAAAUGGUGAAUCCCCAAAUAGAAGAAACUGUCCAAUUUACAGCCUUAAAUGCAUCUCAGGAGUUUCUGAAUUAUUUACAAACAAACGCUCUCAUUGUCGAUUUAUGGGGUCUUCAAGAAGGCUGCGCCCAGCUGGACUGCUCUCAGUCGGACCUCAUGGUCACAAGUGAAGGCCACAUCAUGGUGGACACCAAGAAAAUGUCCACGCUGAUGGAUCCAGGCCAGACGCCAUCAAAUCAGAUAUCUGAACUCUACAUGAAGCUGCUCGAGUUAGAGCAGGAGACAGAGCUGCUCAGAGACACCAACAGAGCCCUGAGAGAAGAAAACGUGUUUCUCAAACAAUCACUUGAGAAGGUCGGUUCUACUCAACAAGGUGAGAGGCUACCACAUAAGCCUUCCGACACUCUGAAGCUAACUUGGACGGCAGCCCACCCUCCAGCAGCCAGAGAGAUGAGCCAAAUGUACACUCGGCCAGCCAGCUCCGACAGAGAAUUCGCCAAAGCCCUUAAGCUGUUCUACCACAGCAUGAACCAAGCAAGAGGGCAGCUUCUCCGACUGAGACAAGAGAAACCCCCUGAGGAAGAUGAAAUGCUUCGACCGUUCGUACAGCAACAGGCACAGAGGUUAAAGGACUUGGGAGACGUGCUGGAGUCCAGCUUGCGGAGGCUGAAAAACGAUGUCGCCGUCAUCGUGAAAAAGAAGAGGGAAUGGCUAAUACCUCGUGGACUGAGCCUCGGCGUUCUUUGCCAGUUUGCAGAAAUAAUUGCAGAAGUAACAGGCUUUCUGCAAAAGGGUGGCUGGAGGAGCCUCAAGGUUUAAAAGGAUACUCUGGGGGUGCCGGCGGGGGGGUGCUUAGUCAGUUAGGCAUCUGACUUCGGCUCAGGUCAUGAUCUCACAGUUCGUGAGUUCGAG